Aptenodytes forsteri (emperor penguin) is the source of this 6513-nucleotide messenger RNA. RefSeq names its product calpain 7 (gene CAPN7). Gene Ontology annotation, biological process: proteolysis. The record is from RefSeq and is a predicted model, not a curated record. The transcript has 21 exons. NCBI's taxonomy places the organism in Eukaryota, Metazoa, Chordata, Aves, Sphenisciformes, Spheniscidae. Gene Ontology annotation, molecular function: calcium-dependent cysteine-type endopeptidase activity. Bases 51 to 2360 code for a protein of 769 amino acids.
AGCAGCGUCCUUCAGGGCAGGAAGCUGCACAAGCAUUGAUUUAUGCUGGGAUGGCAGGGUCCAACUUGGAAAAUAUUCAAGAAAAAAUAAAUGAGUACUUGGAGAGAGUUCAAGCUCUCCAUUCAGCAGUCCAGUUGCAGAACACAGACCCUCUGAAGUCAAAACAACAGUUGGACUUGGAGCGUGCUCACUUCCUAGUUACACAGGCUUUUGAUGAAGAUGAUAAAGGCAAUGCAGAAGAAGCUAUAGAGUUGUACACAGAAGCGGUGGAACUCUGUUUGAAAACAGCUACUGAAACUUCAGAAGCAGGCCUCCAGUCAAAACUGAAACAGCUGGCUCGACAAGCACUGGAUAGAGCAGAGGCACUGAAGGAAUCUGUGUCAAAGUCAUCUCAGAAGGAGAAGUCAACUGCAGCUAAACCAAAUCAGCCAGUCAGAACAUUCUUUCCAUUGGGACCUGAUUUUUCUUUAAAUGAUAAGCCACAGACAAUCAGAGCAGUACAAGCUAGUGAACCUCAAGGUCAGAGGUACACUGCAGAGGAGAUUGAAGUACUCAGGAAGACUUCAAAAAUUAAUGGCAUUGAAUAUGUACCUUUCAUGAGCGUUGAUCUGAGGGAACGUUUUGCUUUCCCUAUGCCAUUUUCUGAUAGAUGUGGGAAGUUACCAUUAUCCCCCAAACAGAAAGCAAUGUUUGCCAAGUGGGUGCGACCAGAUGACAUAACAAAUAACCCCACGAUGAUUUAUACUGUAUCAAGUUUCAGCAUAAAGCAGACAAUAGUGUCAGAUUGUUCUUUCGUGGCAUCACUAGCUAUCAGUGCAGCAUAUGAAAGAAGAUAUAACAAAAAAUUGAUCACAAGUAUAAUUUACCCUCAGAACAAGAAAGGAGAACCAGAAUAUAAUCCAUGUGGCAAAUACAUGGUGAAGCUUCAUAUCAAUGGUGUACCUAGGAAGGUAAUCAUAGAUGACCAGUUACCUGUUGAUCAUAAUGGGGAACUUCUCUGCUCUUACUCUAACAAUAAGAAUGAAUUAUGGGUAUCGCUAAUAGAAAAGGCUUACAUGAAGGUCAUGGGAGGAUAUGAUUUUCCUGGAUCAAAUUCUAAUAUUGAUCUCCAUGCACUGACUGGUUGGAUACCUGAAAGAAUUGCUAUGCACUCUGACAAUCAAGCUUUCAAUAAAGAUAGUACUUUCAGAAUGCUUUAUCAGAGAUUUCACAAGGGAGAUGUCCUUAUCACAACAGCAACAGGGGUGAUGUCUGAAGAGGAAGGAGAAAAAUGGGGUUUAGUUCCAACCCAUGCAUAUGCAGUCCUGGAUAUAAGAGAAUAUAAGGGACUUCGAUUUCUUCAGUUGAAAAAUCCCUGGAGCCACUUACGUUGGAAGGGACGAUACAGUGAAAAUGACACAAGAAACUGGACCCCAGACUUACAAAAAUACUUGAACUUUGAUCCAAGAACAGCUCAGAAAAUAGACAAUGGCAUUUUCUGGAUUGCCUGGGAGGACCUGUGCCAGUACUAUGAUGUUAUUUAUUUGAGUUGGAACCCAAGUCUUUUUAAAGAAUCUACAUGUAUUCACAGCACUUGGGACGCAAAGCAAGGUCCGGUGAAGGAUGCCUACAGCCUGGCCAAUAAUCCUCAGUACAAGCUAGAGGUCCAGUGUCCACAAGGCGGUGCUGCCGUCUGGGUUCUGCUUAGCAGGCACAUCACAGAUAAGGAUGACUUUGCACACAAUCGGGAAUUCAUUACAAUGGUUGUAUACAAGACUGACGGCAGAAAAGUUUACUAUCCAGCUGAUCCUUCUCCUUAUAUCGAUGGUAUUCGGAUCAACAGUCCUCAUUACCUGACCAAGAUAAAGCUGACCUCUCCAGGGUCCCAUACGUUUACCUUGGUGGUGUCCCAGUAUGAGAAACAAAACACUAUCCAUUACACCAUCAGGGUGUAUUCCUUGUGCAAGUUCACCUUUUCCAAGAUUCCUACACCUUACACCGUUUCCAAACGGGUUAAUGGACAGUGGAAAGGUCAUAGUGCUGGAGGAUGUGGAAAUUUCAGAGACAGCUACAAAAAUAACCCCAUUUAUCAGUUCCAGCUGGACAAGAAUGGGCCAUUACUAAUUGAACUACGGGGACCGAGGCAAUACAGCGUUGGUUUUGAACUCGUCACGGUCUCGACAGUAGGAGAUCCUGGCUCCCAUGGCUUUCAGAAAAAGAGCAGUGGUGACUACAGGUGUGGAUUUUGCUACUUGGAAGUGGAGAACAUCUUUGCUGGAGUUUACAACAUUAUCCCCACCACAUUCCUGCCUCAGCAAGAGGGUCCUUUUUUCUUAGAUUUUAACAGUGCUACUCCUCUUAAGGUAUCACAGCUGCAGUGAGGAGACAGAUCUGUGCAUUACCGUUUAAGGAGGUGGUUUUGAUCUGUCCUACAGUCUGAGAACAGGUGAAUAACUCUUACUACACGCGUAUAAGAAAAUUACAUUCUAAGUGAUAGCCAAAAGCAUGGAAUCACCGAUUGGCCAGUUAAUUGUGGUAGACAGUUAGCUGUGGUUUUUGCUGCUAUGGUAUUGGAGCAAGCACUGUUCAACAGGCUUGUGAACGGGCUAAAAUGCUUAUAUUCAAAUGAACUGGCAGAACUCAAUUUAUCGCAAUUUUUUCCACACUUCAAAUUGAGGUCUAGUGAGUCAAGAGAAAAAAUAACAUUGAAAUUCUCUUCUCCCAAAAUACAGGGUAUAUGGGUUUAAGAUUUUAUUCUUAAAAGUAAACAUAUAAGAAAAAAUAUUCUUGUGUAUUCUGCUUAUUCAGUCUCAGGACCAAAUAGCUCUUACUACAUAUUUGUGCUGCUAUCUUGAAUGUUUUCCACGUUGAACUAGUUCUCGCAUCGAAGUGAAAAUUUACUGCUGCUGAGCAUGUACUAUUACUGACUAACAUGCUCAGCUUAUCUAGAAUAUGUACAUAGGAGUAAAGGAAAAGGAAGAUUCCCACUUUAGCUAUUUCUAAAAGAAAAGCAACGGCUUCACUCGUGUUACAUGUACUUUGAGAGCUGUUAUUCCUAUCUGUAUUACUUUAUACAUAAUAUUACAGCACAAGGUACUCUGUGGCUUUCUUCCUACUAGCUGCAAGACCUAGCUUGAUCCAGAUCAGCAGGAAAAUCGGGAGGUUAGCCAGCAACAGCAUACAGACAGUGCACAGCACACCCUUCAGUUAGUUAGCAGGUGUGAAAGGCUUUCAUCUAAAGCUGCACUGUAAGAUUCUCUGUAUCUACUGAGGUAGUCUCAUUUGCUGGUGCGAGGAGGUAGGGAACUACCCACCGUCAGCAUCCCAGCAAAGAAACGUUUUAUCCUUGACAUUUUUAUAAGUAUUCAGCUUGUAGGGGAAGGAUCAUUUAAACCUCUCCCCCUAAUAAACCACAGCCGCAAGAAAUGCACUUGCUCAUCCCAUUAUACAAGACAUCCUUUAACAGGUACCUUUUUCUUCUGAGUUGAAACCAGUGAGUGAAUUGAGCGCUUGGCCAGUGCCAUCAAUAGGAGUAGGGUCAGAGUUCUUAAGAAAAUAGUGGAAGUGACACUUCACAAAUAAGGUUUUUUUUAGAAGCCUACUAUCUGUGCUCUUCCUCCAGAAGACCUAUAUACAUUGUAUCUGAAGAGGAUUAAAGAUAACUAAGUUUUUCAUUUAAAUACUAACUGCCUCACUGAUCCUAAAAUGCAUUGGUUUUUGUCUUUUUACAAACGGCAGACUUAAAAUUCCACAGUAUUUGACAGUUGGGGGAGAGGGUGUUUUUAAAACAAGCCAUAGGAGGUUCUUUGCCAUUCAGGUUGGUUUGGCAGUUUUCCAAGCAAAAAGAUAGCAUUUAAAUCUUAUUUUAGAGCACAGGUGCCAUUUGGUCAUUGGGAAACUGAGCACACAUGCUACAGGAGUACCAGAAAUAUUAUCUGUGGGCUAAAAUUGUUCCCACAGAAGUCUGCUAUUAGCCCUCUCCAGAAAGUACAAGAUCCCUUUUGUUUCAUUUCCUUCAUCAGACAGCUGCUUAACAAAUGUCUAGCUUUAAAAGGGCAUUGAAAACACACGCCUUUCUGACUGCAGUUCCCUCAAAGACCAUCUGGGCUAGGAAAUUUGUGACAAGUUUGUCACAGUGUGACUUACCUUCUUUUGCAGGGAAGCUUCUGAUGAUUAUUGCAACAAAUCAACACAGGAACAGCAUGGGCUCAAGCUGAGCAAAAAACAAGUUAGGUUCUUUGUGGUUAUCCUCGGCCUUGGGGAAUAUGUGCCAAGGACCGCUUCAUCCCUACAAAAUUAAAAUUUCAUUCAACUCACAUUUUCCCUACAAAUCUGUGUUAUGUUUUUAGCCCAGGCUAAACCAGAGUGGCAGUGGAGUCUUGCAUAUAUUUUAUCACCUGUGAAGUUAGAGGUAGUUAGGAAGUCUCAACUGAGUAUAUUUUUGACAGUACAAAAGGCAGAUGCCAGAACUGCCAGCUUUUAGUACCAAGUUCUUGCACAUCCUCGGCUGUUUGAGAUCAAGCUGGUAGACUUCCCUACAGUAAAAUCUGUAGUUGGUUUCCACUCUGCAGGAAGGUUUUCUCUUUCUCCCCACCCUCCAGCCCAAGCACAAGCUAGUGCCAAAAGCUUAUGCUGGAUGAAACAAGCGCCAGGCUCAACGUCUAUACUGUACUGAACUAAAAGCAAGGAAUACUGGACAAAGGCAUUAAGGACAAAGGAUCCUGUCUCCACCAGGAUACACUCACACUACUCACACAUACAGCACAGUCAGUGGAUUGGGCUCAUCCCCAUAACUGCACAGGAUUUAAGCUUAGUAUCAGUGUCCUUUAUAAGGCAAGUCCUAUUCAAACAUUGCACCUACAUAGGCUACUAGAAUACCAUCGCUGUACAUUUCCCUUCACACGUUCAGGUGGAAUAUUUAAAAGAAAAUACAGAAUCUUCUUAAAAAUAAGUCUGCAGAUUCUGGUUGUGGCAAAGUAAUUUUACAACAAAAUUUUCUUGCCCUUUUUUCUUAGGAAAAAAAUGUUCAUGUAAGCACUUAAGAUUUGCUUUGAUAUUUUCUGUCAGAUACAUACUUCUAUAUUUUUUCCACAAAUAAAUAUGGAAAAAUUAUUGGAGAGUGAAAUGAUCCUUAGAUUAUAACACAGCCUCAGACCAAUAUGUAGGUUAAGCUUUUUUCCCCGCCUACACCAUUUAGCAUUAUUGAUGCAUAGGACAGAGAAUACUAGAUGCUGAUGUAAGCACAGAAAUGUCAUGCAGCAAGACUUUCAGAAGACCCAUGUGUGCAAAAACUGAAAUAUCUGCACAACAGCUCGGACUGUAACAAAGGUACAUCGGUCAUGUUACUUGAGUUCCAGUUAGACAGUCCUGUCUAAGUCUUCUCUGCCUGUAAACAUGCAAUUCAAGCUUUUAAACAUUAAAAUACAAAGCCUCAUAAAAUAUACCACCAAGCAUCCUGCACUCCUAAGUCGCUUGUCACACACCGUACAGUUCUGAACUACCACCUGAGCUACAGCAUGAGGGGGAUAACUGACAAAGCGAAAGCCAGUUGCUGUAAGGGGCUUUAAGAGGAUUUCCACUUUCUUUGAUUCACUAAGGGAAGACUACUGCAAAGAAAUGAUUUUUAAUUCUCUAUCAUCAGUGGUGCAGAGGGCUAACUGGAGAUAGCCUCUUCAGAAGUUUUGACAUUCCCCCUACUUACAGACUGCAAAGCCUUUUCUGUGUAUUUUUUUUUUUUUUAAAUCCUACCUUAAAGCUCCAUACAAGACCCCAUAAUGCUGCUGUUUGUAGCUCAGGGUGAGACACCCCACAGACAAACACACACACACAGAGCCCCCAGUUUGUUUUGUUAGGAAGACACAGGUUAGUCCUUGGUUAAUCGGAUCGAUCCAUCAGUUCUCAAGGACUCAGUGAGCGGUAGUGCAUGGAUGAGUGGUAUCAACAGCUUCUAUCCCAUCUGCCCCGUGAGCCUGAGGUUCAGUCCUAGUUUCCUGAUGCAAGUUUCAUGUAACUAUUUUGUACAGUAAUUAUGCACUUGACCACACAAUCUAUGCGGUGUUUGAACAGCCAGCUAUUUAGAAUUAAGUUUGUGUACAUAUGGUAGAGAUUUUCAUCGCUUUGUCAAAAAGGACAUUUAAAUUGUUUGGUAAUACCAAAGAGGAGUAGAAUUCCUAGGUUAACAAUUGCUUUAUACAUUCUCACUUCAGGGCAGCUGAAGUGAUCACAUAUACUUUGAUACACCAGAGGCUUAUUUUUAUACCCAUGAAGGCAGCUAGCAUCAUGUUACACUUCAGAAUGCAGAAAGAGCUCCUACUGGAGAAAGCUUGUUCAUUUGCCUGUACUCCGUAGUGAUGUAUGUUCAUUUAAGUUUGUCAUAUUUAUAAUUAUGGCUUUUAUGAAGUUUAAAAUAAAUUAAUGGAAACCUCAUUUUAUUAGACACGCAGUUCUGCCUGUUUGCUUGCACAUUUGAAGUGUGAUUUACCUGCCAAGUCCGGGGGGUCGCCGAAGGAAGGCGGCUGCAGCAAGAUCUUUAAA